AUGCCAACUUCCAGGCAGAGAGGAGGCCCAGAAGAGAGGGAAGCUGGGCAAAGGGGAUGGCAGACUUCCAGCCUGGCCUUGUCCAACCCCUGGGCCUUAAGGGGAACUCUUCUUUUGGGAUGGGGACUAUGAUCCAGGCAAAGCUCCAGGGAGCAGGUCUGCUGCCACAGCAAAGUCUGCAGGCAGAUGUGAAGUUAGAAAGUGCUGGCUACCCCUUCCUGCGUCUUUUUAGAAGUAACAGCCUCCACCGCCGCCGCCGUCAAGAGCCGUCAGGAGCCGUCAGAAGCCCCGGCCUGGAGCGACAGCCGCGGGCGCUCCGCAGCACCAGGUAAACAGCCAUGGCAGGCUGGAUUCAGGCCCAGCAGCUUCAGGGAGAUGCCCUGCGCCAGAUGCAAGUGUUGUAUGGGCAGCAUUUCCCCAUCGAGGUCCGGCACUACCUGGCCCAGUGGAUCGAGAGCCAGCCGUGGGAUGCUAUUGACUUAGAUAAUCCCCAGGACCGAGGCCAGGCCACCCAGCUACUGGAGGGCCUGGUGCAGGAGCUGCAGAAGAAGGCAGAACACCAGGUGGGGGAAGAUGGGUUUUUGCUGAAGAUCAAGCUGGGGCACUAUGCCACACAGCUCCAGAACACGUAUGACCGCUGUCCCAUGGAGCUGGUUCGCUGUAUCCGUCACAUUCUGUACAACGAACAGAGGCUGGUUCGCGAAGCCAACAAUUGCAGCUCCCCUGCUGGUAUCCUGGUUGACGCCAUGUCCCAGAAGCACCUUCAGAUCAACCAAAGGUUUGAGGAGCUGCGCCUGAUCACACAGGACACGGAGAACGAGCUGAAGAAGCUGCAGCAGACCCAAGAGUACUUCAUCAUCCAGUACCAGGAGAGCCUGCGGAUCCAAGCUCAGUUUGCCCAGCUGGGACAGCUGAACCCCCAGGAGCGCAUGAGCAGGGAGACGGCCCUCCAGCAGAAGCAAGUGUCCCUGGAGACCUGGCUGCAGCGAGAGGCACAGACACUGCAGCAGUACCGAGUGGAGCUGGCUGAGAAGCACCAGAAGACCCUGCAGCUGCUGCGGAAGCAGCAGACCAUCAUCCUGGACGACGAGCUGAUCCAGUGGAAGCGGAGACAGCAGCUGGCCGGGAACGGGGGUCCCCCCGAGGGCAGCCUGGACGUGCUGCAGUCCUGGUGUGAGAAGCUGGCCGAGAUCAUCUGGCAGAAUCGUCAGCAGAUCCGCAGGGCUGAGCACCUGUGCCAGCAGCUGCCCAUCCCAGGCCCUGUGGAGGAGAUGCUGGCUGAGGUCAACGCCACCAUCACGGACAUCAUCUCAGCCCUGGUCACCAGCACAUUCAUCAUCGAGAAGCAGCCUCCUCAGGUCCUGAAGACCCAGACCAAGUUUGCGGCCACCGUGCGCCUGCUGGUGGGGGGGAAGCUGAAUGUGCAUAUGAACCCCCCGCAGGUGAAGGCGACCAUCAUCAGCGAGCAGCAGGCCAAGUCCCUGCUCAAGAAUGAGAACACCCGCAAUGAGUGCAGCGGCGAGAUCCUGAACAACUGUUGCGUCAUGGAAUACCACCAGGCCACUGGCACGCUCAGCGCCCACUUCAGAAACAUGUCACUGAAAAGAAUCAAGCGCGCCGACAGGCGUGGUGCAGAGUCGGUGACAGAGGAGAAGUUCACAGUCCUGUUUGAGUCUCAGUUCAGCGUUGGCAGCAACGAGCUGGUGUUCCAGGUGAAGACCCUGUCCCUCCCUGUGGUUGUUAUCGUCCAUGGCAGCCAGGACCACAAUGCUACUGCCACCGUGCUGUGGGACAAUGCCUUUGCUGAGCCGGGCAGAGUGCCAUUUGCCGUGCCUGACAAGGUGCUGUGGCCGCAGCUGUGUGAAGCGCUCAACAUGAAAUUCAAGGCUGAAGUACAGAGCAACCGGGGCUUGACCAAGGAGAACCUCGUGUUCCUGGCACAGAAACUGUUCAACAUCAGCAGCAACCACCUCGAGGACUACAACAGCAUGUCCGUGUCCUGGUCCCAGUUCAACCGGGAGAACUUGCCCGGCUGGAACUACACUUUCUGGCAGUGGUUCGACGGGGUGAUGGAGGUGCUGAAGAAACAUCAUAAGCCCCAUUGGAAUGAUGGGGCUAUCCUGGGUUUCGUGAACAAGCAACAGGCCCACGACCUGCUCAUCAACAAGCCGGACGGGACCUUCCUGCUGCGCUUCAGCGACUCGGAAAUCGGGGGCAUCACCAUUGCUUGGAAGUUUGACUCUCCGGACCGAAACCUCUGGAAUCUAAAGCCAUUCACCACGCGGGAUUUCUCCAUUCGGUCCCUGGCCGACCGGCUGGGGGACCUGAGCUACCUUAACUAUGUGUUCCCAGACCGACCCAAGGACGAGGUCUUUGCCAAGUAUUACACUCCUGUACUUGCGAAAGCAGUUGACGGAUACGUGAAGCCACAGAUCAAGCAAGUGGUCCCUGAGUUUGUCAAUGCAUCCACAGAUGCUGGAGCCAGCGCCACCUAUAUGGACCAGGCUCCUUCCCCAGUCGUGUGCCCUCAACCUCACUACAAUAUGUACCCACCCAACCCCGACCCUGUCCUUGACCAAGAUGGCGAGUUUGACCUGGAUGAGAGCAUGGAUGUCGCCAGGCAUGUGGAAGAACUUUUACGCCGGCCCAUGGACAGUCUCGACGCCCGCCUCUCCCCACCCGCUGGUCUCUUCACCUCGGCUAGAAGCUCCCUGUCCUGAACGCCGGACUCCAUGCUUCUCUUGGAAAACCACCUUCAGUGUGAGGAGCCCACGUCAGUUGUAGUAUCUCUGUUCAUACCAACAAUGGCUUUGCACAUUUCACAGGGCUACCUUGCCCACAGUUCCUGGUCUGUGGCUAAAGCGGUGGUGACCUUUUUGUUCAGACCUCAAGGGCCCCGGGGGCCUCUCAUGUAAGAGCUGAACCUAUCAUUGCUGACAAACCUAUUUCUCUGGUGUCCUUUAUCUGUCCAAUGGCCAUUUCAGUGAAAUUCUAGAAAAGGCAGGGCAACUAAGUUGGAGUUUUACUCCUGAGCUAGAAGCUUCGCCCAGACCGGUGUGCACAGGUGGAAGAUUGGGGUUCAUCUUAGUAACCCUUUAUACUUUAGUGUAUACGGGAUGCGGACUUUGUGCUUGCUCGGUGUGCUUAAGCUGUUCCCUUCAACACAGCAGAGAGCUGCCACAGCCGAAUGCCAGUUCUCGCGCCAGGGUGGAUGGACGUGGGAUUCAAGUCUAAUGGCCUUGUCCAUGUUCCCACCAUCCCUUUUCUCCAUUUGAUAUCCUCACCCUUCCAGAUGGAUUCAUCCUUUUUUUUUUUUUUUUUUUGUAUGUUUUUGCUUUGCUUUUAUGAGACAAGGUCUCUCCAUAUAUCCCAGGCUACCCAUGAAUGAUCCUCCUGCCUGUUUCUGGAGUGCUAGGAUUACAGGCAUGCAUGACCAUACGUGGCCUCAUCCUUUCUUCCUUCCUGUUUGCAACCUUGCUUAUUAUAUCAGAAAGGAGGGGAAUACUGGGUGUCUGGGAGGAGGAAACCUGGGGCGAAAAACUUGUAGCACACAAAACCUGUACACACCGUCUGAGGAAGGGGGUGGGGAGCGCUCAGUCUGCUCCACUCUGCUGGGCAGCAAGACCUGGAACAGGCCCUGCACUAUCGCACCAUGGGUUGUGGUCUCAGAAAUCGCUUCAGCAGCUCUUCCCUGGAGGCUGUGACAGAGCAGCCAGGAGGAGCCGACUAGGAGUCCUGGCUUCCAAUCUCUCUGAAGGAAGCAGAGGGAUGCUUUUUAUAUUUUGUACAUAGAACUCAACAUUUAUGUAAACAGUGUUUUUGAAUAAAGUUUUUGUUGGUUUGGUUUUUGCAAAUCUA
Messenger RNA from Mus caroli (Ryukyu mouse), 3858 nucleotides. Its product is annotated as signal transducer and activator of transcription 5A. The record is from RefSeq and is a predicted model, not a curated record. Lineage: Eukaryota; Metazoa; Chordata; Mammalia; Rodentia; Muridae. Gene Ontology annotation, biological process: regulation of DNA-templated transcription; signal transduction. Gene Ontology annotation, molecular function: DNA-binding transcription factor activity; DNA binding.